Messenger RNA from Athene cunicularia (burrowing owl), 5370 nucleotides. It is a transcript of the gene TBX20, whose product is annotated as T-box 20. Gene Ontology annotation, biological process: vasculogenesis; regulation of transcription by RNA polymerase II; positive regulation of DNA-templated transcription. Gene Ontology annotation, cellular component: nucleus. Gene Ontology annotation, molecular function: RNA polymerase II cis-regulatory region sequence-specific DNA binding; DNA-binding transcription factor activity, RNA polymerase II-specific. Lineage: Eukaryota; Metazoa; Chordata; Aves; Strigiformes; Strigidae. The transcript is spliced from 8 exons. The coding region runs from base 43 to 1365 and encodes 440 amino acids. The record is from RefSeq and is a predicted model, not a curated record.
CGUCCGGGCAGCGCCGAGCCCCGCCGCGCCGCCGGGGUGGCCAUGGAGUACACGCCGCCCCCAAAGCCGCAGCUCUCCUCCCGGGCCAACGCCUUCUCCAUCGCCGCCCUCAUGUCGAGCGGCAGCUCCAAGGACAAGGAGUCCCCCGAGAGCACCAUCAAGCCGCUGGAACAAUUCGUUGAGAAAUCCUCUUGCGCCCAGCCUUUGAGUGACUUAUCCAGCCUGGACCCUCACGGGGAUUUUAGCACCAGCCCUUCGUCCCUGUGCACCGAGCCCCUCAUCCCCACCACCCCCAUCAUUCCCAGCGAGGAGAUGGCCAAAAUUUCCUGCAGCCUGGAGACCAAAGAGCUCUGGGACAAGUUUCACGAGCUGGGUACCGAGAUGAUCAUCACCAAAUCCGGGAGGAGAAUGUUUCCUACGAUCAGGGUUUCCUUCUCGGGAGUGGAUCCUGAAGCCAAGUACAUUGUGUUAAUGGAUAUAGUUCCUGUGGACAAUAAAAGAUAUAGAUAUGCCUACCACAGGUCUUCCUGGUUAGUGGCUGGAAAAGCUGACCCUCCGCUCCCUGCAAGGUUGUAUGUGCACCCUGACUCCCCGUUCACAGGAGAGCAACUGCUGAAGCAGAUGGUGUCCUUCGAAAAAGUCAAACUCACCAACAAUGAGCUGGAUCAGCAUGGCCAUAUCAUUUUGAACUCCAUGCACAAGUACCAGCCAAGAGUCCACAUUAUUAAGAAGAAGGAUCAUACAGCUUCUUUGCUAAAUCUGAAAUCGGAAGAGUUCAGGACAUUUAUCUUUCCAGAGACAGUUUUUACUGCUGUUACUGCCUACCAGAAUCAACUGAUAACCAAGUUGAAAAUUGACAGCAACCCUUUUGCUAAAGGAUUCCGGGACUCUUCCAGACUCACUGAUAUCGAGAGAGAAAGCGUGGAGAGCCUUAUCCAAAAACAUUCCUAUGCCCGAUCCCCCAUUCGAACCUAUGGAGGAGAAGAAGAUCUUGGAGAUGACAGCCAGGCAACACAAAGUAGAGGAUCAGCCUUUACAACAUCUGAUAACCUGUCCCUCAGUUCCUGGGUAUCCUCCUCAACCAGUUUUCCUGGAUUUCAGCAUCCACAAUCUUUGAGUGCCCUGGGUACCAGCACUGCAUCCAUAGCUACACCCAUUCCUCAUCCAAUCCAAGGAUCUCUGCCUCCGUACAGCCGCCUGGGAAUGCCUCUUACACCCUCUGCUAUAGCCAGCUCCAUGCAAGGUAGUGGCCCCACUUUCCCUUCCUUCCACAUGCCUAGGUACCACCAUUAUUUUCAGCAGGGUCCUUAUGCAGCUAUCCAGGGACUGCGUCACUCCUCCGCAGUGAUGACACCGUUUGUAUGAGUGACGUAAGCCAAGAGAAACACGAGAUAUUAAAUGUGCGAGUUUGGUAUGAAAAAUACAAGGGACCUUCCUGAAAGGCCUGUGGCAGGAGUUCUGAACUCAUAACAAACCAGCUAAGAUAAUGCAUUAUGGAUAUAGAUUCCUCUGUGGAGGGAUCACAAGAAGAGAGCAUGCAGCCUGAAGCUGCUCACAGAUCUAUCUGUAACACAGCUGAAAUGGAUCCCAAAGUUCCCAGGAUUUUUGGUCACGUACAGCUUGUUCCAAAGGUGCAUUAUUCCUAGGGGAAAGAGAUUACGUUUAUGCAGCAGUGUACAAAUUAAUUGUGUAUAGGUCUUUUUUCAUAUGCUAGAAAAAUUCUGAAAAAGGCAAUACUCUUACUCAUCUUCAUCUCUUCUUGUGACCGAUGAGCAUCUAAACAGAAAAAUGUAUUUCUAUAACUUUGAGCAUGUACUAGGCUAUCUCAGCACACAUUUGCUGGGAACGGGACAAAGUGGAGAAGACCACCGUCCUUUUUAAAAGACUGGCUUAUAUUCACCAAAAGCAGUAUUUCUUAGUUGCUACUAUAAUUCCAAAGAGAAAAUUAUUAACAAAUCUUUCUUUCUUUCUUUGUUUCUUUCACAAAACACUUAUCAGUUCCAAAAAAAAGAACUGUGUUACAGGACUGUAGCAGUAAUGAUGUAUUCUGUCCUUCGGUCUGAAAAUAAGUUUGUCCUAUAUCCUAGGAGGAGCAAUUUAACUGUCUAUUAAGGUAUGAUGAAGGAAAAUGCUGAUUUGGGAAAAUCUGUUACUUAAACUUAGAAACCCAAGAUAUCAAAUCUUUAAAUCAGUUCUUCUUUGCUACUGCACUUGACACUGAAGACCUGCUUCUAGAUGCAAAUGUGUAUCAAGUUAACUGAAUUUCAGGCUAGAUCAGUCUAUAGACUCUCCAGAAAAAAAAAAAAAAAAUCAAUGGACUGGUAUAAAAUGAGUGGCAUUGGAGUGUCCUUCUACUUCUGAUUUUCUCGGGUUUGGUCAUGGCUGUUGUUAUACAAGCUCUUUGGCCAGGUAAAUGAGGGUUGUGCUGUCUGUUUUUCCAUGUCCCAGUAGAAUGGUGGAGUUUGCUUGGGAAAAUGUCAGUGCAAAACUUCACAUGUGACUUUUUAAAGUUCAUAUCUGCCUUUUUUCAGUUAGUAAUUAGUUAUUUUAUUCAAAAUACUGUCCACUUUUUCUAGUAUGUUAUGUCUGAUGCAACGGAGGAACUGAAGAGGUAUAAAGAAAAAUGACCUCUCUGCAGAGAUCUAGCAUGAGUCCUUUGCACUGCUGAAAAGACUACCAGUAUGAUGCUGGCUUUCUGUGUGGCAGGAGCUGGGAUUUCACUGUAAAUAAGAAGUCAACACAGAGUUUCUGUGUAGAGUUGCAUCCAAGUUAUAGAUGAUAACACAUUUACUGAUAAAAAAGAACUAGCAAUACAAUCUCAUAUAUUAAAGAUUUGUAUGGAGCUGGAACACAGAGUGGAAUACAGACUUCUUUGGCACUAUUCUCCUCUACUUUUGACCAGUGUGUGUUGGUAUCAUAUGGUAAGAAGUCGCGUGCAGCACACUGAGUCACAUACUUCCCAUCUCUGUGAAGUGCAAGGCAAGUGACGUGCCUUUUUUUGUCUCAUUGCCUCAUCUUACAUGCCCCAUCACACAGAGCAGUGACAACCUCCCAGGCUUUUCCCAGUUUCUACUGUAGGUCAGUACUUGCAUUCCACAGAUAAGGGCCAUCUUUAUGUAUUUCCCAGUAGCUGGAUUUAAAAUCUUGUCAAAUUGGCUAUUUCAAUUAACUCAGCUAUCUGCAGUAUUGUUCUAAUUUCCCUUUACUCACUGUUGGACCUGCUGAUAAAAAAUGACCUGAGGCAUUUUACAACUUCUGUGCUCUGUAUGUGAAUGAAAAUGAACCUUUAUUUACAUUUUCUGAGUUCAGAGAUACUACAAGAGUUCCAUGUAUUAAUAUAAUAGGCCAAGCUCUGCAGUAUUUAAAUGGCUUAGAAUCAGACACUGAAGUUGGCUUGAUGUACCCAAAUACUAGAUUUUGCUCCAGGCUAUCAGAUUCACCUGACAAGUGCAUGUUGCAAGGUUGUGUCUACUUAUGACUUGUUUUGAUAUAAACCCUCUAUUUUUCAGGAAAUUAAAUUAUUCUGGCCCCACAACAACGUAACUCUUCAAGUACAUAUAUGAUACUACAGAAAUGAGAAUUUCAGGGGAGAAUUGGAAGAAAAUUUUAAUCCCUCUCCUUCAGUUGCUUGACUUUUGUUAGAGUUGUAUGAAAGCCCUAUGAUGACAUGCACUAAAGCCUGUGAGGAAAUUCUGCAUCUUUUAUUUAUUUCCUUCUGCAGCUUCAUUAACUUAUCUGGAGUUGCAGGGGAUAUGGUUAGGUUCAGAAUUCAAGCCAGUGGCUUUAAUGUUGAUAUUUCCACUGGGAAAUGGUCAAGUAAGUAGGCAGCUUCUACAUGACUCCAGAAAUAAUUUUGGAACAGGUAGGCUGAUUUAGGCAUGUUUGACAAGUCACAUAAAGACUCCUCGUGCAUUGACCUGUCCUUCUUCCAUGAAGCAAAUUCGGAGAAAUAAACUGUACAAUCUCUUUAGUCCUGUCCCAGUCCCUGUUCUGAAAACACCAUUAUUUGGCAUGCAGAAAUGCCCCUGAUAAUGUUUCAGAGAAAAUUCUCCAGGGUCUUCCUGAAGAAUUAAACUGGAUUCCAACAACGUCGUUGACAAAAAAUAUUAAAUGAAAGAUAAGUGGUUUUCACUACAAAUAAAAUGUGAUUCAUAUCUGAAAAACUAUGGCAGGAGACUGUCCCUGUAUAAAAAUGUGAUAAGGCCAAUUCCUCAUCCAAAUUCUUUCUGAGAAGCCUCAUACUGUAGAUGAUGAAGAACUAUCUGUCAAAAUCCACAGCUUGAUUUUUCCAGUCAGAUCAAAUCUCAGUGUGCUCAUACCUCCCAGUGCUUCUCUCUGGCAUAUGCUGCUCUUCAACCAUUUAAUUCCUUUGCAUCAGAAACCCAUUGGGUUCCCCACUAAUGCAGAAUCAUGUGCGGCUUCCAAGCAAGGGAACAAAGGCAGCUUGUGAGAGCCUUGCCCAGGAAUAAGGUCAAUAGGUAUAUCCAGUUGUCACCUCCUCUUCUUUGCCCUCAAAAUCCUACCUCCAAAACCUGUUGUGUGAGUUGAGGUUGAGGGGAUUAAGUUCACAGAUACCACAGGCCACACAACGAAGAGGUCUUUCCACCUCACAAGGUUUCUUCUCCAUGUCCCUCUCACCUUCCUGUGGGCAGGGGCAGCAUGGGAGUGAUUCCAGGGAUAAAAUUCCCUCCCCACUGAAGUCAGAUGCAAAUUUCUUGACUGCAAUGGAGACAGGAUUUCAUUCAACAUUCCCACCUAAACAUAAAGUGUAAGAACAGUGACUGUAGCGACAGCAACAAUAUAGGAGCUCUACAGAAAAGACUAAAACCCCACUACAAAUCAGCUUUAGCACUGAUUUCACAAUUGGAAGAAAAUGAAUGUAAAUUCAUAAUUAAUCAGUUAAAGAGUGAAAUCGCUUUUCCUUAAAAAAAAUUAUCUGUACUACUCUGAGAACAACUCAAUAUAAUUUAUUUAAGGAGUUGCUGUACUGCUGUCAAAACUCUAUCACUUUCAGGACAGAACAUCUGUUGCUGGUAGAUGGUCUAGGAAUGCCAAAUAUAAUCUAGAGUUUAUUUUCCAGUAUAAUUCACAUUUUUAUAUCCCAUGAGAAGUACUCUUCACCUUUAUGAGCUCUCUUGGCUGAGCAAACUGGUGCUGGUUUAUGUUGUUGAGUUUUUUAAAAGAAGGGUGGAGAGAACAUGCCUGAAUAUGCUUUUCAAAGAGAAUAAGAUUAUCCUCUAAAGUGUUACAAGUACUUUUAGGUGUUUUCUGGAUUCGCAUUUUAUCCAUAGAUAGACAACAGCCUCAGGUCUUUAAUCCAACAAAGGCAUCACAAAAACUAACAAAGCUGAUUUAGAUGCAUUUGUCUGA